Molecule: messenger RNA, 2283 nt
Organism: Pyricularia pennisetigena
Lineage: Eukaryota; Fungi; Ascomycota; Sordariomycetes; Magnaporthales; Pyriculariaceae
Exons: 2
Coding region: 1-2283 (760 amino acids)
Biological process (GO): proteolysis
Molecular function (GO): cysteine-type peptidase activity
Source: RefSeq, a predicted model, not a curated record
AUGCAGAGCUCACUAAUACAAAGGAAUGACGGGCGGUCAAAAGUGAGCGACUCUCGCAAUCCGAUUCUUCCCCAGGAUUUGGUCUAUGCCAAGCGUGCUUUGAAGGGGGACGUUAAGUUUGUCAAUGAACCGACCAAGGAACUAUCUGAGGACUAUGGCUUCGAUAAGCAUGGGCUGAUUGUUCGACGGAGAUUUGCGGCAUCAUCCUUGUCUUCGUCAACAUUCCACGACUCUCCGAGGCUUAUUAUUGGAAACAACGACCAAGAUGGGUUCCCGAGGCCGACUGACCCGCGGUCGGCAUCCCAGCUGUCUUCUCAAGCCCAACGUGAUAUUGCACGCGACAGCAAUGUGGCGCCGACCCCGUCCGGCCAGGGACCACCAUCGCUAUCGUCCCGUCCAACGACUCUGGAAGCCAUAGACUUCGCGACAGAAUCGCCGUCGUCGCUGCGCCAGUGUUCAACCCAUACUUCCCCUACCGAGGACAAUAAGUCAACCCUCAUUCCAUCGACUCCAUUACCGGCAUCGAGUGCGUCUUCAGCCGCUCCAGGUCUGACAGCUAACGAGACUUCGAGGCAAUCGUCAAGCAGCUUGAUAGAAAUCUCGCCAUCGCGAUCAUCCAUAAGCGAAAAUAACAAUCAUCACGAGUGCACGCCUCUAACCACACUUAGUUCAGUACCACAUACGGUAGUGAAAAGUAUAGGUUGCAAUGAUGCUUCACGAUUGCCAGUUGCCUUUUCACCAUCAUCGCCGUCCUCGACAUCUUGCCAACAAUGCUCGCGAUUUGCCGAGUCGCCUUGUGUCAUCUCUGAUCCUGCAGUUCCUGCGACAGCACCAUAUUUAUCGUCAAUCUCACAUAGGCUGCUGCCGUCAUCACCUCUCGCAACAACAAAGUUUCGUAAUUCGGAGCCCUCAUUGUCCCCCCCGGAAGAGUUUUCACAUGAAGCCAAAUCAAGUAUGGUCGAAACGCCUGAGGUGGCCUGCUCAGAAGACGACACCGCCAUUGAGCAGGAGCCGUCACAUACUGCGACUGUUGCCUUCAGCUCUACAGUUGAAGCCACGAACAAUCCAACACGAUCACCUUCGACAGAUCCUAACCCGGCAUUUUUGCCGCCCUCCGUAUCGCCGCGUUCCUCGUUCCACCACGAAAUAACCCAAACCCUGACGGCAACCUCAAAUUGCCGCGUCGAUGGCGCUGUCAAAUGCACCGUGGCUCCCUGUUUGCCUACGAAGCCUGAACUCGUUAGGAAACGACCUGGAUCCAAUUCACACGAAUCUUUACCGAAGAAGCAAAAAGAGAAUGAUGGGGAUCCUACCACCGCAUUGGUUACACCACUUCGCCCAUUAUCAGCGGCAGCUUCGGGGUCCCACAGGCUGGAUAGUCACGCCACAAUUAACUCAACUGAAUCGACUCCAUCUUCACCGACCUUGGCGGCAAACCCCUGGCUGAAGGAUGCCAUGUUAUCCUUGGACCGACUGGACAAAAACAAAUGGCUCAACGAUGCCAUAAUAAAUGCCUACAUACAUGUUUUGGCCAAGCGACAUGGAUUUUGUUUUUUGAACAGCCAUUUCCUGCAAUCUGUACCGACCUUGUCGUGCAAGGCUGAGUAUGGGGAUCCCCUGGAGUCGGACUUUGUUCUGAUGCCUAUCUAUGAGAAUCACCACUGGUACCUCUUGGUCAUGUAUAAGUCAGACACUGGAGACACGGCCCAAAAUCGUAUUGUUUGUUUUCUCAACUCCCUAGAAUCGCACCCCCUGUCGUCUGAUACUUCUGCUCGAUGGAUACAAUAUCUCAAUAAUCUCGGUUAUCAAGGACUUGUCCGCCAAAGACAAGUCAAGGUCCCCCAACAGUCUAACAGCGUGGACUGCGGAGUCUUUGGCCUUGCGUUCGCCUACCAGAUCGUCGAAAAUCUUCAACAGUUCAUCGAUUCUGUCGAGAGCGGGGCGAGCCUGGGCUGGACGAUCGACGCAUCCAAGUGGCGCAGGCGUCUACGGCGUGAACUUGAGCUCGCAUACGGCCUCGAUUCCGCUGCUCCGGAUUGCAAAUUUAAGAACACCGGGCACGGCGAUGACGAAACCUGUGCAGAUGUGAUCUCGGCAUGCCACGCCUUCAAAGCUCCCAAAGCUUUGAAGCAAGCCCUGUCGUUAGCCACAGUUGCCUCUUUCGAAGCCACUGCUGUGGACCUCGAAAUAAGCCAUAACGGGACUAUGGCCAGUGUGUUUACUACCUCGAUGCCGCCUGAAUCAACAUUACUGCUAAAUAACGAUGUAACCAUUGUCUUGUGA